CUUAGAAUAUAAUACUAAGUAAAUACUAAGAAUUCGCUAACUAUUUUAUUUUUAUAAAAUCAUGGAGGAAGUAUGUCUUAUCACUAUGAUAUGCCAUGAUAUCACUAUGAUAGUGUUAUUUUAUUUUGUUUAUUUGGUACUUGGUAGUCGUUAUAUCUUAAACGUCUUGAACAUAAUUUUCAAAUUUCAGUAAAGUAAAAAGUAUUUUAGACUAUAGGUAGUUUUCUUAUUGUAAGUAUGACCGAAAAACUGAUUAAAAGAAAUCCGGUAUUCCAAGCAGAUGAAAUUAAUCUGCUGGAUAGUUUAGUUUUUAAAUAUAAACAUGUAUUGGAAAAUAAACAAAAAGGAGCAGUACAAGUAGCACAAAAAUCUAAGUAUUGGAAUAUUGUGGCGGAUGAAUUUAAUGCAGCUGCAUUAAACGUUUCACGUUCUGCUCUUAAUCUCAAAAAAUGUUGGGAGAAUAGAAAAAAUAGCAAAAAAGCCGAACUAUGUGCUGAAAAAAGAAAUAAAAAAAAAACUGGCGGAGGACCUGAAGAAACUGUACCAACAAAUGAAUCCAUUGAUCAGUUUUUAACUAGCAUAACUGAUAUAGAAGUGCAUGAUGUUUUGGACUCUGAUUCGUUAAGGAAUAUGUCAUCACCAACUACAAAUAAUUUAGAGACUAUUUUACAAGAUUGUGAUAUUGUAUUAGAUGGUGAUGAGUUUACUAAUCAACAUACUGAAAUAGAAAUUGAUUCUACAUCGUUAGCAUCCGAAGAAAUUACCAAAUUAAUUUAUUUUCCAAAUCAAGAAAAAGAGUUGAAUAGUAGAGAAUCGCCUUGCGUUAAUAACAUCAAGAAAAGAUUGAGCAAGGCCAAUGAUUCAACAUUUGAUGCUGUAAGACUUAAAGUCCUUAAAGAAGAAUCAGAUCUUAGAAUUAAAAAGCAGAAAAUAUUAAUUGAACAAGAUGCUAUGAUUCAUAAGAUACGUUUGGAAGAAGCUAAACAAAAUCUUUUAUUAGCUGAACAAAAGUACAAACAAUUUUUGAAUGAAAGUAACCAAAGCUGUUAAAAAAGUUAGUUUUUAAUUUUUUUUUUUUAUUGAGUAUUAUUU
Molecule: messenger RNA, 1092 nt
Organism: Aphis gossypii (cotton aphid)
Lineage: Eukaryota; Metazoa; Arthropoda; Insecta; Hemiptera; Aphididae
Exons: 5
Coding region: 238-1050 (270 amino acids)
Source: RefSeq, a predicted model, not a curated record